This is a messenger RNA of Exophiala viscosa, 427 nucleotides long. Its product is annotated as 26 proteasome complex subunit DSS1. The coding region runs from base 93 to 380 and encodes 95 amino acids. The record is from RefSeq and is a predicted model, not a curated record. Gene Ontology annotation, biological process: proteasome assembly; mRNA export from nucleus; double-strand break repair via homologous recombination. NCBI's taxonomy places the organism in Eukaryota, Fungi, Ascomycota, Eurotiomycetes, Chaetothyriales, Herpotrichiellaceae. Gene Ontology annotation, cellular component: proteasome complex; proteasome regulatory particle, lid subcomplex. The transcript has 4 exons.
GCCACUCUCCUUUCAAGGUCAUCGUCUCUGCCCUUCGACGCCCAGUUACGCAACGCUGGUCCGCCUGCCCCCGUUACCAAAGAAAUCACAACAUGUCUUCAGGCGGCGAUGCCGGACUGGCCAAAUUGGCUCCGACUCAAAAGUCUGAGGUCGACCCAGCUCAAACGUCCAAGACCGCUUCAAAUCAACCUCCCGCUCUAUUAGAGGAAGACGACGAAUUUGAAGACUUCCCUGUGGAAGAUUGGACACAAGAAGAUACCGAAGUACCUGGUGGCUCGACGCAUCUAUGGGAGGAAAGCUGGGAUGAUGACGACGAGAACGAAGACUUCAGCAAACAAUUAAAGGAGGAGCUGAAGAAAGUCGAGGCCACCAAAUCAUGAGAACCUGGCGCCCACCACCGGUAGAAACAUGGCUCAAUUUAUCCUCC